AUGUCGAGCAACCGCCUACCUCACGUCACGCGUGAAGGCAGUCUCGUCGGUGCCAGGCUUGGUACAUUUCCCAAUGUGUUCUUGAAGCGAGAGGCUCUCUUUCCCACAACAGUCAUCGAACCGCCUCAUCCUAGCAGCUCUCCGAGCCCUCCGACGUCUGGACUUGCCGAUUUGAUCGAAGACGCCGAUGUCAUGUUUUCUCGUACCUCACAAUCAUCAACCAGGAAGGCGCCGCCGGAAUUGGAAGAGAUGACUCUAAAUGAUUGGGGUCGAUACUUUCCCCGCCGAGGACAAGGCGCAGAGACGUCCGAGUCCGAGUUCGAGCCCAGAGAAGAAGACGACGAAGAAGAUGAAGAGGAGACUGUACAGCCCCGACCUUCAAAAUACGAUGUGAAACCACCUGCGAGACCUUCAACGCAACGUUCCGCCAUCGUGACCCCUACGCGUUCCACUCCUCAAUCCACAGGCAAAAGCCCCGGAAGCCGCAGCGCACAACAGUCGACACCUGUGAAAGCAAGAUCUUCAACGUCUACACCUCAUGGCUCAAUCAAGUCCCUGUCCCAGGGUUGGAGUCGAGGCCGGAUUCGGCAGGCAGUUAGUCCAGAGCGCCCGCCCUCUGAAGAACUAACCACCGACUGGAAAGAUGACCAUGAUGGAAAGGCGAAUGCGGAGAAUACCGAAGUCCCCGGUAUUGCUGAACGAAAUCUCCGGAAGAGGACCCUCAAACAAACAUACCCCUACAAAUUUGACAAGCAUCGACACCAACUGUCACGAAAGACUGGCCACAAAGCCAACUCCAAGAAGGUGGAAAGCGCAGUCAAAGAAGAGAUCGGCGUGAGCGAAAAACAAAUGACACCAAGCAAGCAUCGAGGAUCGAGUAGUAAAUCUGCCAAAGAUUCGACUCCAAGACACAAAACCGGUCACAAACGUUAUCGGUCUGGCUCUGGCUGCUCGUUCGCAACCUUGGUAGAUACUGAUCGUGGAAAUAUCUUUGACCCGGCGAGGACUACGCUGCGGGUGCGGUUAGACAGCUUUCCCGGUGGCGCAGCGACUCUGAUCACGCUCAGCGAAUGCAGGGACAAUGACAAGUUGAUUGAUUUCAUUCUGAGGAGCUGGGAAUGGAAAUUCAAGGGCGCCGGCUUCUCCCACGCCGUCGCAUCGUUUCCGUGGUUGACUCAACAAUCAGAUAUUCUCCUUCGCCCAGGCUUGACCGAGAGUUUCCACGGCAUGGUGACGGAGAUUGAAAAUGCACCCAUCUGGGCAGAGGGGCCUGAGGCAAGAUGCGAUGUUGAGGUGACCGCUUACCUGCAGUAACGGGGGGUUGUGAUUGAUGUAGUUUAGCAGGAUGGGAAUCACCGAGCUAGGCAAGAUGCCUACACCAAGACAGGAGGGCGAAAGGACACUACUCAUACCCUUAAGGAGGAGAAAAUGAAGCAGAGGACAAUGGCAC
Messenger RNA from Cladophialophora immunda, 1450 nucleotides. RefSeq lists its product as uncharacterized. The record is from RefSeq and is a predicted model, not a curated record. The transcript has a single exon. NCBI's taxonomy places the organism in Eukaryota, Fungi, Ascomycota, Eurotiomycetes, Chaetothyriales, Herpotrichiellaceae. Bases 1 to 1314 code for a protein of 437 amino acids.